This is a messenger RNA of Penicillium bovifimosum, 2619 nucleotides long. RefSeq lists its product as uncharacterized. Bases 1 to 2619 code for a protein of 872 amino acids. The transcript has 3 exons. The record is from RefSeq and is a predicted model, not a curated record. NCBI's taxonomy places the organism in Eukaryota, Fungi, Ascomycota, Eurotiomycetes, Eurotiales, Aspergillaceae.
AUGAAAUCUUCUUGGUCAGGGGAUCUUCCCCAGAGGCUCGGUGGCAAGCUUGGAGAUGCAGCUGUCUUUGCCCUGAAAGUCGCCCGAUCCCCCCAACUCUAUCUUGACAGUGGCUGGACGGCAUGCCGGGCAUAUCUUUUCUCGGUCAUCUUCAUCUCUCUCCUUUUGUCCAAAGCAUUCCACAUUUUUGUCCAUCUCAAUUCUUUGACGAUAUUAUCCCUCGUCGGCUGGGGCCCCACGUUCUUUUUCGCGGAUCUCGUGCUCAUUUUGCUCGCGCGCUGUCUGGCCCGAUCGUACGAAUGGCGAACCACACGAACAGUAGCAGCCAUUGCUACUGUACUAUUUAGCUUGUAUACCUCGGCGAUCACCUCUGCAAACAUAUCCUAUACCGUCAACAUGGGCUCGGAGAUCCGGUGGCGGAAAUCGAGUGGCUUCCAUACCAAGAAUCCCUCUUUCGGGCUCGUUCUGUCCGCCGUGGCUGUCGCUUUCCUCGCCCAAGGAGGUAUCAUGGUUGCCGCAUACUUCGCCACACCUCAUCUUUCUAGGGCUACCGCGGCCUUUUUGCGACUGUGGGCUGCAGUGCUGUCUGCCGCGGUAGGAUACUUCCGUCGGAAAAAGGAAACCCUACCAGAUCCCGCGAUAUACGAGCAGAUAGCGAUCGAUGACUAUGACGGUGAUGACAGUGACUCUGUCGCACUGCUGGAUGCACCGGGAACCUUGCCCGAGCAGAAGCAGAAGAGCAGCCCGUCGCUCGUGAAGCGUGUCAUCGUUCUCGUGUGUACCUUGGUCUUCCUCUUCUUCCGUGGCAUUCGUCCAAAAGAUGUGGUUUACAGUUUCCUUUCUGUAUCCCUGCCUCUUGCGCCAUUCGCCGGAAUCUUCUACCCUGUUCCUCAGGGCACUGUUGCAUCGCUGCCUGGUGAUUUCCUCUGGCUGGAAGGUCGUACUGCUCUGGAUACCUUCCCCAAAUUCGAAUGGUUGGCUGCGAACGGCUCACCAGAUGCCUUCCCAGAUUGGUCCCCCUUCCUUUUCGAACACUUGAACGGAACUGCCGAUAAGGAGUAUCUACACUAUAACCCAGCGAAAGAUCCGCUUCACAUUCCGAACCUGCAAAACGACCUUUUGGAUACCAUCCGUGAUGUUCUCCGCAAAGGAGAUGUCAAGAUCAAGCAUGUUAUUCUGGUCAAGUUGGAGAGCAAUCGCCAGGAUGUGUUCCCCUUCCGUUCCGACUCCUAUAUCAUGAAGCACAUCAAAGAGUCCUAUGGUGGCCAGAUCCCCGAUGAGAUUAUGGCCAAACUCGCCGAUCUCACCCCUACGGCUGAAAGGUUGACUGGGUUCUCGACUGGAUUCGAGAGCGCUACGCCUCGCCCGAAGCCCUACGGUGGUAUCAGUGCCAAGAAGGCUUACACCUCCGGUACCUAUACUAUGAAGAGUAUCACAGGUACUAUGUGCGGUGUAAACCCCAUCGCUGCCCAAAAAAACUUCGAAUACUCACACGAUAUUUAUCAGCCUUGCCUGCCGCGCAUCUUUGAGGCGCUGAACCACCAAGCAAACAUCUCUAAUGAGUCGGAAGAUUGGACCAACUGGCCGUGGCACCCUAAAUGGAUGCAAUCUCACUACGGCACAUAUGACCACCAGGAACAGCUUACUCCGCACAUGGGAUUCAAGGAUAUCACCACGAAGGAAACGAUCAAUGCAGACGGUGCUAAAUACAUUCCCGAAGAGCCGGAGGAGGAGCAGAAAUGGGGCCACCCGGACAAGACACUGAAGUUGUAUAUCCGGGAUGCAUUUGAGGAAGCGAAAAAGAACAACAACCGCCUCUUUAUCGCUCACCUCACUCACAACACUCAUACCCCUUGGUUCAAGCCCGGUGAAUACGACCAGCUGCUUGGAAAUUCGGAUGGUUGGAAUGAGAAAAUCAAUCGCUAUCUGAACACCAUCCGUUACCAGGAUGAGUGGCUGGCCGAUCUCCUUAACCUAAUCGAAGAAGCCGGAGUCGCCGAUGAGACCCUGCUCGUCAUGGCAGGUGACCAUGGUCUAUCCCUUCCAAACGACGGUGGUAUCACAGCCAACCACGACCCUCACGUCGCCAGUUUCCACGUCCCUCUCUUCUUGGCCCACCCAAAGCUACCCUCCGUCGAAGUCGACAGCGCUGUCCUCUCCACCCAGAUCCUCCCAUCCAUCCUCGACAUCCUCAUCGAAUCCGGCUCCGUCAACGACGGCUCGAUGAAGGUCCUCAAGGACCUGCUUCCCUUGUACGAGGGCCAGUCCUUGCUCCGUCCCCUCAUCCCCGAGCAGGGCAGCAAGCAAGAAUGGCACUUCUCCACAAUGAACCCCGGCGGUACCUGGAUUUCCAUGCGCGCAGCGGCAAAGCCAUACCGUCUCGUCGUGCCGCUCAUCCCCGAUGCACCAUGGCGAUUCACGGAUGUCGUCGCCGACGAAUUCGAGCUCUCCCCCCUGGAAGAUACCGACAUUACGGCUCUGUUCGAGGCGGUGCAGUCGCAACAUGGUAUCACGGCCGCCAAGUGGCUGAGCGAGGCUGCUCAUAUCUCCCAGUGGUGGAUUGCGGAGAAUCACCGCCGCUGGGGCUAUUCCCCCGAGGAAGCCAAACCAGCCGAAUAG